AUGAAUAGUGGAAAAGCGAGAGUACCAAAAUGCGCUAGAUGCCGUAACCAUGGCUUGAUCUCCAGUCUACGUGGUCAUAAGAAAGCUUGUGCUUAUCGCAACUGUCAAUGCCCUAAGUGUGGCUUGAUUAAAGAACGCCAGAGGAUUAUGGCGGCUCAGGUGGCGUUAAAAAGGCAACAAGCGGCGGAGGACAAGAUCGCUCUACACUUAGCGUCAGUGGAGAGCGGGACGUCUUUGGAGGCUUUGCCACCAGGAAGAAUCUAUGGUAUGAGGGUCACGGGACCUUGCCAAAGUCCUGGGCCGGAGCCAGAUUCAGCAACUACCAAUGAAAAUUCAGAAAGUGAAAACCCGGUCAGCACAGCAAGUUUGGAAAUGUUAAAGAAAUUAUUUCCUGGAAAAAAGCGUUCAGUCCUCGAAUUGGUUCUACGAAGAUGCAACCACGACUUACUGCGUGCUGUUGAACAUUGCAAUGCUAUUCAGGGCUCAAAAGAGAAAUUGCCUACCAUAACACCACCUAUGAGCUAUGGAUUGACAAACCCAGAAGAACCUUCGAGAUGGUACAUGCAUAGGUAA
Pieris brassicae (large cabbage white) is the source of this 573-nucleotide messenger RNA. It is a transcript of the gene dmrt93B, whose product is annotated as doublesex- and mab-3-related transcription factor dmd-4. Gene Ontology annotation, cellular component: nucleus. Bases 1 to 573 code for a protein of 190 amino acids. Gene Ontology annotation, biological process: regulation of transcription by RNA polymerase II; sex differentiation. The record is from RefSeq and is a predicted model, not a curated record. The transcript is spliced from 5 exons. Lineage: Eukaryota; Metazoa; Arthropoda; Insecta; Lepidoptera; Pieridae. Gene Ontology annotation, molecular function: RNA polymerase II cis-regulatory region sequence-specific DNA binding; DNA-binding transcription factor activity, RNA polymerase II-specific; protein binding.